AUUGUUGUCAAAGGGUGUCAGUUGUCAGUAACGUUGUGGUAACGUCAACUUUAAAAAUGCCGGGAAUCUAACCUAACAUUUUCAGAAAAAAAUAUAGAAAAUUAAGUGAAAUAAAGCAUAUUUAUCAAAGCUUUACAGCAUCCUUUCUUUGAGAAUCUGUGCUUUUGUAUCUGGAGAUCUGUUUAACCAAAUUGUACUGUAUUUAUGUGUUUCAGUGAAUUGCUACUAUCUGUUGUUUUUUCCCUGGCCCUAGUACGUUUUGAAGUCUAAUCAAGAAGAAUUCAUCUGUACUGUAUAAUCGAAUUAACAAUGGAUAGAAGUUUUCAAAGUAGUUUUUCUACAAAAAGCCCUUAUUCGCCGAGAUCACGACAGAGCAUCUCUUCCUCGUCUAAAAGAAUUCUUCCUUCGUCGUUUAGGAAGUCCUCGCGGCUGAAGUCCUCUCAAUCAGUUCAGAUCAUUUUGAGGUCUGCACAGAACUAUGUGGAAAGAUUUGGCCAAUCAUUGCCAGUGUUGAUCACUGAAGCACUUACUUUUGCUGAUCGAAACCAGCUUGUGUCUGCGAGAAUAAGUGAAUCUGGUUAUGUAUGGAUAGUGUGUGGACGUCGACUUUUGAUUUGGCAGUAUAAGCAAGUGGCAACUCAGAGCAGUACCCCACAGACACCACAAAGGAAGCAUGCCAGCCUCAAUCAAUGCUAUGAGCUGCAGCUACCUCAAAGUGACCUUGCCCAUAAAGCUGAGUUGGUGUCUGUUUUCCAAACAAAUAUACACAGUACUCCUUCCUGUAUAGCCGUUUCACCAGAGGGAGUGGUGCGUUACUGGUCAGCAGUGGCGCAUGAAACAUCGUACGUAGAGCAGAGCGUGGAGUUACAGGGGCAAGAAUGCGACAGCCUGACAGAUGCGAGCGCAGAUAUAGGGUGCGUUCUGGCUACCACCACCUGCACUGUGGCCAUUAUCAGACCAUACCAGGACAGUGGUGGUGCGUGCAGGCCCAAGUUGCAUUGCAGGCCACUUACAAAGCCUGCUGGUUGGCUCGGAGGUAUCGGAAAACGUAUGUCGUCGUUGAUCUUCGGACCAUUAUCAGGUGGCGAGCAUGCUGCUGAAACACGAUUGGUUCGCGUGUUGACAGCGCCCUCUAUAGAUGGUGCGUACACUGUAUAUGUGUUGGCAGGUCAUUCAAUACAAAAAUGGCAGAUAAAACACAGGGAACAGGACCAACUCGCUUGGGCCUGCGAUGUAGCACGAUCCGUUAGGGAUAGAUUCAGGGCUGCAGUAUGGCCAGGCUGCGGUGGUGACCAAGCUGAGAUAGAUACUUGGUUACUCGACAUAAGACCGGAUAAAGAUGGAAUUAUCGUACUAGCUGGUGCUGUUAACAUGCACGCAUCACCUCAGGUCUCGCAUACUAGUUCCACUGAUUAUCUGGUCCAUUAUGCGCUCAUAUCCUUUGCGACUGAAGAAAACGCAGAUAUAAGAGACUUCUUUCUUCUAAAAAUUACGGGCCUGUACAGAGAGGAACAUUCCAGUGAAUCCUUGUCAUACAGGUUUCUGUUGUCGGGCAACACAGCUUACCUCUAUAACCUCAAAUCUGUAAUAGUGAUCAGGCCCCAAGAAGAUCCCGACACUGUCGAGUUCAAUGCAUCCCAGGACUAUUUAUUAGGAGGUUCCAUCUGCGGCGGUACUCCGGUAUUCUUCUCGAAGCUGCAUGGAUUAGUGUUGAUCUGCAGCAACUCCUCUGCUAUCGGAGACCAGACAACCGACUUUCUGAACCAAAGUGGAGUGAUGACACCUGUAGAAAGUUCUUUCGUGAACGAAACCCUGUCCACUGCUGCCAAUAACCUCUCCAUCUAUAACCUCAAUCCCGAGGAGGUUUACAAUGCAUAUAAGGACACCGUCGGACAGCUCAAGGCCGCCUUCAUAUUCCACAUCAAGGGACAGAAGAGAGAAUACCAAGAAAUCGUUUCUGAACUGUUUCCACCAGACAUGCAUGACGUACCGAACAUUGAUAGUACUUUGGAUAAGAUAACAAUUGAGAUGACCACCGACAUACUGAACGACAUUCCUGUCAGCGAUCCUAGGUGGACCAAGGACUCGCCUUCUAAUCCUGGCAUUGGAAGCUCUUAUUCAAUGCAGGUCAUGCUGCAACUAGAGGAUAAACAAAAAGCAUUCUGGUUCUUUGUGAGGUUUUUAAAAGAUUCUGGACUUUGGAAUCGACUUUCUGCUGUAGCUAUAAGAGGCACAGUUAUGGCAACCACUUCGAUCAUUGGCGAACUUGCAGAAAAAAUAACAGCCGCUAUAGUAUUGAAAAGCCUCCCGAACAGUUUGAUUCUUGAGAACGCAGUCGAAAAAGCCAUUAAAUACUUCGAUUCUGAGCCGAAGAACGGACUCACGAAUCAGGAUGUAUUUUAUAGGGAGGUUGGAAAAAUGCAUAGAGGCAUUCAAGAACUGGCAAACUGUUGUGAAGAAACUGCACAUUCCGAUUUGAGUCCUGGUCAAGUUGCUCAAGUGGUGCACGACACUAAUGAAAUUAUAUUGACUGUUAUGAAUGAAGUGAUCCAGUACCGGAACCAAAAUGCUGACCAUUUCGCACCCUCGGAUAUUGUGAAGUCGUUGAACAACCUGGAAUACCAGCCGUGGACGUCAGCACCAGGAGAAGAAGGAUUAGCUGAUGCCCUUCUCUUACAGCAUAAUUUAACCUACAACUACGGCCUUAAGCUGAUCGGUCAUGGCAGCCUACGGACAUCUUUGCUAGAUCAUUUCAUCGCCAUAACAGAUGUAAUGUUGGACGGAAGAAAAACACACCUGGAGAGUCUCCACCAAAAGGACACUUCCAGAGAACGAGCCUUGUAUAAAUUGUAUGCUUCAGACAGACAUAAAUUGAUUCAACCUUUGUUACAAGAAAAGGAAUGGGAGAAGGCAGCAUUGCUAGCAGAGAAGUAUUUAGACUUUGAGACGCUCGUGAUCAUAUGUGAGACGAACGACAACCAAAAGAGGCUGGAUGAGUAUAUUCAAAGGUUCGAUAACGACGGCUUUUCAGAAUAUGUAUACAACUGGUUCUUGAAACAGAACAAGCAAGGCAGACUUAUCGAUUGGUAUAGAAGGUCAGGAAAAACUAAAUACUUGGAUAAAUUGACCAGUUUUCUGAAAGAUCACCCGUCCAUUUCAUGGAUACAAUUAGUGUUUGACCAUAAGUUUGCCGCAGCAUCAGAAACAUUGCUACAUCUUGCUAAUGAGGAAACCGAAUCUGUGACUCGUCAGAAAACCAUGCUGAGCAUCAGUAAGCUGGCCAGCCUAGCAGCCCCUCCAGUCGCAGACAUCGAAGAAAAAAUCGACACAAUCAAUCACAAACUGGAGUUGGUCACUCUCAGGGAAGAGGUACCAGACUACGUGUUGCAGCAAUACGGCUAUGAUACUGUCACACCUCGAGUCAUACCUCCAAAGGAUCUGAUCCAUCUGUACACGUGUUCAGAGUAUUCGGACGCUACCGAACUAGAGUUUAAAAAAGCGAUUGACAUAUUGCCGUUCGUCGAGGAUCCCGAACUGCGCGAGGAAAUGCAACUGAAGAUUUGGAGAACUGCUAUUCUCAGAGACAACUGGAAUUAUCAAAAUUUGGAUGCGCCACUGGAAGUCCUGCAAAGGACAUUAUUUUUCAGAAUUGUUGAGCUGUCCCUCGUCUUAGGUGCGAACCCACAAGAUAUUCUUCCGCCUUUGGAUGUCUUGAUAGAAGCCGAGUCUAUGAAGACAUUGCAGGACAAUAACAGUUUUCAGUUUUUGAUCAAAACCGCCUACGAAUAUGUUUAUCGGACUCAAGUAUUGUAAUCACUUAAGCAAAGCUAACUCAACUGCCAUAAAAUACCUCCACCAUGAGCUGCGGAAGAUACAGUCAAGCAAUGAAGGAGAGGAUCUAGUGGUUUCUUGAACCUAGUUGUGGUUAACGAGAAAAGUAUAUUUGAAUAUUUUUUGUAUCAAGAAUAAAGUUACGUUAUUUCUCUAGACUUAAUGCUACUGCAAUCGUAACAUAUUUUCUACUAGUUGAUACGAGGUUUGUAAAUUAAGUGAUGAGACUGAUUUUUUAAUUUUUUUAUCCGAAUUUAAUUACAAUUUUAUAUUGUCACCCUCAAAAUAACUUCUGAAGUCCCACAGCGCCGGAGAAGAUUCUUCACUCCUCAUAGCACGACGAUCUGAAUGCACAAGAUCCAGAAUUCUGUUGAUAUUUUCAUCGGUUCUUGAAGAUGAAGUUCAUCUUCAAUCGACUCCCUCAUGAAAAUACCUUAAACCAUAAAAAAACCUGGUCUCUUGACAAAACACUAUCUCCGUAGGUCGGCUGAAGAUUAGCAAGACUUUCUGUUGCACUAUGGCCAAGUCUGAAGCGAAAAGCCGUUGCU
Molecule: messenger RNA, 4379 nt
Organism: Acanthoscelides obtectus
Lineage: Eukaryota; Metazoa; Arthropoda; Insecta; Coleoptera; Chrysomelidae
Source: the annotation of a GenBank genome assembly